Messenger RNA from Phycodurus eques (leafy seadragon), 9227 nucleotides. RefSeq names its product neuron navigator 3 (gene nav3). The record is from RefSeq and is a predicted model, not a curated record. NCBI's taxonomy places the organism in Eukaryota, Metazoa, Chordata, Actinopteri, Syngnathiformes, Syngnathidae. Gene Ontology annotation, biological process: nervous system development; neurogenesis. Gene Ontology annotation, molecular function: ATP binding; ATP hydrolysis activity; protein binding.
UGUCCUGCUUGCUCUGGGCUACAGAGUGAGCGCAGUUGCUUUCCUCUCCCUCUGAGAGGCAACAGCUCCUUUUUUAAACAUUUUGAAAAAACUUUUUCUUUUCUUUUUUUUCUUUUUCUUUUCAAGUUUUUCUUCCAUCCAAGCCAUCCAUUGUGGUUCUUUGACUUCCUGUCACGGGACCCGUGUGUCCCAAUCUUUUGUUAUUGUUUUGGAAACGGAGGCGAGUAUACCAUGCCGGUAGUUGGCGUCGCUUCCAAGCUCAGGCAACCCUCCACGGUGAAGCCGGUGCACACCGCACUCCCCAUCCCGAGCGCGAUCCGGGCCGCCGCUGCCUCUCACGGCUACAUGGCCCGGCAGCAGGAGCUCAAGGCGAGCGAUGGCGUCCCGGCGCUUUCUUGCCAGCUAUCAGUCAAGUCUGAGUACCAGUCUGCGAGGACGCCCGAGGGAAAGUCCAAGGCGGAAACUGAGGAGAGCAGGAUCUGCAAGAUUUACACAGACUGGGCCAAUCACUACCUGGCAAAGUCGGGCUGUCCGCGGCUCAUCAAGGACCUGAGCCAGGACGUCACCGACGGAGUCCUGCUAGCACAGAUCAUCCAGAUAAUAGCCAAUGAGAAGGUGGAGGAUAUCAAUGGCAGCCCCCGGAGUCAGACCCAAAUGAUUGAGAAUGUGGACGCCUGCCUCAGUUUCCUCGACGCUAGAGGAGUGAAUGUACAAGGGCUCUCAGCAGAAGAGAUCAGGAAUGGCAACCUGAAAAGCAUCUUGGGCCUCUUCUUCAUCCUGUCCCGCUACAAGCAGCAGCAGCAGCAACAGCAGCAGUACUACCAGUCGUUGGUGGAGCUCAGCCAGCAGAGCGGCAGCAGCACAGCAACAUCUGUCAGCAAGUCGCAAGAGAUGCAGUCCAGUCUCACAGCACGAUAUGCAAGUCCUCCGCCCCAUACUGGAAUAGGGUCGCCACAGAAGAAAAACACGAGGUUACCGGGACCCUCCAGGGUACCCGCUGCAGGCAGCGGGGCCUCCAGGAGUCCGGGCUCAUCCAAUCUGAACCGCCGCAGCCAGAGCUUCAACAGCAUUGACAAGAGCAAACCGCUCCAGUACGCCAGUGGCAACGACAGAGAGGCAAUGAGGAGCAUCCCAGUAGCCGGCGGCAUGAAUGGAAGCGGAAUGGGUGGGACUGUUCCCACCAGCCUAAGUGGGCAGCAGCUGGCCUCUGCCAUUCCCUCUGCUACCGCCAGUAAGUCCUGGCGGAGCAAGUCGAUGAACCUCAAGCACAGCGCCACUUCCUCCAUGUUGGCCAGCCCCACAAACUCGACGUCCCCAUCCCUGUCACAGCUGACCCAGGAAGGCAUCCAUCCGCACAGCAAUGAUGGGUCCAAAGUUGGGGGAGCACCACACAGGUCUAUGCUGGAGAAGUUCCGUAUGAUUAACCCUCGAUCGGCCUCCCGGGUGUCGCCGUCCAUGGCUGAGAUGGCUCUGCAGGAAGAGGAUGACAUGUCAGAGUACGGCGAGGAUGGCCUUACGCCCACGGGCUCGGUAUGCAGCAGCAGCGGUAGCAGUGCUACGGUGAAACAGUUGCCCUCGAAGACCAGUGCAUCCUCCUUUAGUGCCACAAGCAAGACCUCGUCUUCAUCCUCUUUUUCCAAAAGUUCUGCGAAUGCUAGCAAGUCCACAUGUAAAGACAAGGAGGACAAAAGCAAGUCUGGGAGCAAGCAAGUCUGCGCUCCAUCCAAAGAGGAGCGAGACUCUUUUGCGGACUCAGCGAAGAAGAUGUCCAAAAUCGCCAGCCUUGUGCCCAAGGGAGCAAAGCACGGAAAGAAAGACGGUGGCGGCUCCUCGGGUUCCAGUGGCAUCCCCAAGCCUGGACUUAAAGCACCCUCAGCCAGUGUGGCAAAGCCCCAGGGUCAGUCCCAAAGCCAGACGGGCCUCAACAGCAGUAGUAACCUACGGGGAGGGGAGGCGGAGAGAGCCAAGCUCGCAAAAGUUGGACAAGGUGGGAGUUUCUACACGCAGCGCUCCAUCGGGGGUCCAGAGGGCAAACGAACCAGCAUCACCUCCUCCACCAGCACGUCGGCCCUGUCUGCAUCCAGUGGCGUCCUGGCAGGGGGAGGGGGAGCACUUGGAAACGGAAUCGUUCAGCUGCCACAGCAGCAACAGCACAACCACCCCAAUACUGCCACUGUGGCUCCUUUUAUGUACAGGACGUUCUCGGAGAAUGAUUGCACCAUGGUGGCCGACCCCUGCCUCAGCCCCACCAAGGGUGAGCUUGUCUACAGCAAGACAGCGAAACAGUGCCUGGAGGAGAUAUCAGGAGAGGACCCCGAGACGAGAAGAAUGAGGACGGUAAAGAACAUCGCUGACCUGCGGCAGAACCUGGAAGAAACCAUGUCCAGUCUACGGGGGACACAGAUCAGCCACAGCACGCUGGAGACAACCUUCGACGCAACUGUGACCACAGAAGUCAACGGACGGAGUCUCCCCGCCCUCGCCACCCGCUCCUCCCCCAUGGCCUGGCGCCUGGGCCAAACGCAAACGCCGCGUCUCCAGGCGGGCGAAGCCCCCUCCAUGCCCGGCGGGUACCCCUCUCCCAGGGCGGGCGCGGGGGGCGGGGGCGCCACCGCGACGGGCCGCUACGGCGGCCACUCUGACCCCUCCAGGUUUGUGUACAGCGCCCCCCUAAGGCGAUCGGCAGGGGCGCGGGGGGCGGAGCGGGGUGAGAGGGGAGGAGGAGGGCUGGAAGGAGGGAAGCAGAUGGAGGUGGCGGGGUACAUGAGUGAAGGGGACGUCCUGGGGAAGAACGAACGGAUGGAUGAAAUCACCAGCGGAUAUCUAACAGAUGGAGGUCUGCAUUUGUACGCGCGGAACAUCGGCCGUGCGGGCGACGCGUCUUCUUCUCGAGAAAUCUCGCACAGGGGAAGCAAAGAGAUCCAAGGGGACGUGGACAGCUGGGACGACAGCAGCUCGGUGAGCAGCGGCCUGAGCGACACCUUGGACAACAUCAGCACCGACGAUCUGAACCCGCCCGCCUACUCGGCCGUCGGCUCGUCGCGUAAAAGCAAAGGCGCCCAGUCCCAGAAACCCACUAAGUCUAAGCAUGCCGAGCAGGAGGUGAGCAGCAGCUGGAUCGGAGCCGAGGACCUGAAGAAGGUGGAGGAGGAACUCGAAGCGAGCAUGGACCCCAACGGCGGCUCCUCCCGCUGGAAGCCUUCUUCAUCAUCGUCUUCCUCCCAAGCCCAAGGCCAGUACGAGGACGCGGGACAGAAGGCGACAACGCUGGCCCAAAUAUCCCAGACUGGCUCACUGAGAAGGGGCAUGACAGCCCAGGUGGGCAUCACGCCACCCAGGACAAAAAAUAGCUCUGCCUCACACAAAACAACAGGCAAGACUGACGAUGCCAAGGCUUCGGAGAAAGGCAAGGUGCCCUCUAAGGGUUCUUCCAGCAUCCAGCGCUCCCCCUCAGAUGCCGGUAAGAGCAGCGGAGACGAAGGCAAGAAACCCCCCUCUGGUAUCGGACGCCCACCUACCACAAGUUCGUUUGGAUUCAAGAAGAUCUCUGGUCCCAGCGGGGCCCUAAUCACCUCUAGUGGCGCCACGCUCGCUAGUGGUUCAGCCACCCUGGGCAAGGCACCCAAAUCAUCAGCCACCCUCGGCAAAGGCACCGGUAUCGGUGGCGUGCGUAAGACCAGCCUGGACGGCUCCCAGCCUCAGGACGACGGCACGCUGCUCAGCUGCGGCGGCUCGAAAGUGUCCCUCCAGUACCGCUCUCUGCCCAGACCGGCCAAAUCCUCCAGUGGGGCGGCGGCGGGUCGCGGCGGGCACCGCUCCAGCUCCAGCAGCAUCGACUCCAACGUCAGCGGCAAGUCCGCCAGCGGAGGGGCGGCCAACCCGGCCGGACCAAAGCGCAGGGACGCCGGGAAGGUGGGCUCGGACCGCUGCAGUCCCGUCAACACGAACCAGACCGACAAGGAGAAAGUGACGGUGACGGAGCAGGAUCCGGGACUGUCCACUUCGCCCAAGUCCAGCCCAACUUCCACGGGCCAGACAGGCCUCAGGCAGCCCGGCUCCAAGUACCCCGACAUCGCCUCCCCUACAUUCCGCAGAUUGUUUGGCACCAAAGCCAGCAGCAAGGCCAGCUCCCCGGGCACGCCCGACUCUGGCAAGUGCCCCUCAAUCCUGGGCAGCCCGCACGGUACUCUGGCGAGGCAGGCCAGUCUGGACUCCCCGUCCUCCGGCACAGGGAGUCUGGGCAGCGCCGGCGGCCUGAGCGGCGGCAGCAGCCCGCUGUAUGGCAAAGGCCCGGACCUCCUGUGCACCGACUCCCCGGCCUCCAGCCCGGCCUCUGGCCUCUCGCUGCCGUCCAACGCUCGGCCCUGGCCUGCCUGUGGCUCGUCCGCUGGCAGCAAGGACACGCUGAGCUGCCAAAGCAUGAGCAGUCUCCACACGAGUUCUGAGUCGAUAGAUCUGCCUCUGGGCCACCACGGGCCCAAGGUUACGAGAACCGGCAGUGUCAAGUCCACCCUGUCUGAGGGCAUGCCUCUUGACAGAAACACGCUUCCCAAAAAGAGACUGAGGUACCCACCGUCGUCCAGGCAGACGUCCCACGAAGAGGGGACGGAGUGGCUGAGGUCGCACUCAACGGGGGGGCUUCAGGACUCGGGUAGCCAGUCCCCAAUGUCUCCACCCGGAGCCUCCUGUACCACCGCUGGAAAAUACCACUACUCCAACCUCUUGAGCCCCACUCACACCAGCCAGUACAACCUGCCGGCAGGCAGCAGCAGCAUGAGCCGCUCCAACAGCAUCCCCGCCCAGGACUCCUUCGAGCUCUACGGCGAGGGGCACCCGCUGGGCGGCAGCGCCACCUCCCUGGAGGACCGGCCGCGCGUCAUCAGCCGCUCGGGCUCCUUCAGGGACAGCACCGACGAAGUCCACGGUUCUUCAUUGUCACUGGUGUCCAGCACGUCUUCACUAUACUCUGCAACAGAGGAGAAGGCACACUCAGAGGGCCAAACAGUCCAAAAUUCCACGCAAAUCAGGAAGCUGCGUCGGGAGCUGGACGCCUCUCAAGAGAAGGUGGCGACCCUAACGUCCCAACUGGCUGCCAAUUCUCACCUGGUGGCUGCCUUUGAGAAGAGCCUGAGUAACAUGACGUGUCGCCUGCAGAGCCUCACCAUGACGGCCGAGCAGAAGGAGACCGAGUUGGUCGAGCUAAGGGAGACGAUAGAGUCACUGAAGACCCAGAACACCGACGCUCAGACGGCCAUUCAGGUGGCGCUCAACGGCCCGGAUCACUUCCAUAAAGACCUGCGUAUAAGACGGCAGCAUUCAUCCGAAAGCAUGUCGAGCAUCAACAGCGCGGCCAGCCACUCCAGCAUGGGCAGCAUGGGCAAGGAUGCGGAGGACAAGAACAAGAAGAAGAAGAAGAACUGGGUGGCUGAUUCCAUCCCGGCUCAGCUCCGCAGCUCGUUCAAGCACGCCUUCAGCAAGAAGAAGACCAAGUCGCAGUCGACCCACGACGAGAUGGAGGAGAUGAGCGACUCGCUGCCGUCCUCGCCCAAGCUGCAGCACGUCAACCGGCAGGGCAGCGUCGCGACGCUGCGUUCUUCACCCUCUGCUGCCGACAAGUGCCUAUGCGAUACCUCCCCCGUUUGGACGGCAAAGAAAAAGCUAAACGGUCACGUGGUCUACAAGCACCGAUCUCGGCUGUGCGAGUGCACCGAAGCCGAGGCCGAGAUCAUCCUGCAGCUGAAGAACGAGCUGAGGGAGAAGGAGCUCAAGCUGACCGACAUCCGCCUGGAGGCGCUGAGCUCGGCCCACCAUCUGGACCAGAUCCGGGAAGCCAUGAAUCGCAUGCAGAAUGAGAUCGAGACCCUAAAAGCGGAGAACGACCGCCUCAAGUCCAGCGGCAGCGCCACGCCGACGGCCGCUCCCGCCAAGACGGCCCGGCCGCCCUCGGAGACCUCCAGCACGUCCUCGUCCUCCUCGCGCCAGUCCCUGGGCCUGUCUCUCAACAACCUCAACAUCACCGACACUAUCAUGUCAGAUAUUCUGCUCGACGACAGCUACGAGGGGAACCUGCGCAAAGAAGGCCGCAGCGUGCGGAUAGUGGUCAGCAUCAGCAGCGGGCCGAGCACGACCAAGGGAACGCAAAUGCACGAGUACCUGAUUGGGUCCAUAGGGGUGAGUGGGAAAACCAAGUGGGACGUCCUGGAUGGGGUCAUCAGACGUCUCUUCAAGGAGUACGUAUUUCGGGUGGACCCGGUGACCAGUCUGGGCCUGAGCUCGGACAGCAUCGUCUGCUACAGGAUGGGCGAGGUGGUCCGCGCCCACUCCUCCGUAGUGCCCGAGCUGCUGCCCUGCGGCUACCUGGUGGGCGAAAGCAACGUCGUCAAGGUCAACCUCAAAGGCGUGAAGGACAGCAGCAUCGACAGCCUGGUGUUCGACACGCUCAUCCCCAAGCCCAUCAUCCAGCGGUACCUCAACCUGUUGAUGGAACACCGCCGCAUCAUCCUUUCGGGGCCCAGCGGCACCGGCAAGUCCUUCCUGGCCGCCAAGCUGGCCGAGUUCGUCAUUUCCCAGACGGGGCAGGAGGUGACCGAGCACAACGUGGCCAGCUUCAACGUGGACCAGAACUCCAGCAAGGACCUGCGUCAGUACCUGUCCAACCUGGCGGAGCGCUGUAACUCCGAGGGCACGGACGCGAAGCUCCCCACUGUGGUCAUUCUGGACAACCUCCACCACAUUAGCUCCCUCAGCGACAUAUUCAACGGUUUCCUCAACUGCAAGUACCACAAAUGCCCUUACGUCAUUGGGACCAUGAACCAGGGAGUGUCGUCCUCUCCCAACCUGGAGCUACAUCACAACUUCAGGUGGGUGUUGUGCACCAACCACACGGAACCCGUGAAGGGCUUCCUGGGCCGCUUCCUGCGGCGGAAGCUGAUCGAGACGGAAAUCCACAAAAACGUGCGCAGCAACGACCUCAUAAAGAUCAUCGACUGGAUUCCUAAGACGUGGCAGCACCUCAACGGCUUCCUGGAGGCCCACAGCUCCUCCGACGUCACCAUAGGUCCCCGUCUCUUCCUGUCGUGUCCCAUGGAUGUGGAGGGAUCGCGUGUGUGGUUCACCGACCUGUGGAACUACUCCCUGGUGCCCUACCUGCUGGAAGCUGUCCGGGAAGGACUUCAGCUGUACGGCAAGAGGGCGGCGUGGGAAGACCCGUCCAAGUGGGUGAGCGACACGUACCCGUGGCACGCCGCCGCUCCCGUGCAGCCGCAGGACGGCCAGUCGCUGCUCCAGCUCCGGCCCGAGGACGUGGGCUACGACGGCUACAGCUCGUCCAAGGAGGGGGCCUCGUCCAAGCAGGUUUCCCAGAGCGACGCCGAGGGAGAUCCCCUGAUGAACAUGUUGCUGAGGCUGCAGGAGGCGGCCAACUACUCCAGCGCGCAGAGCUGCGACAGCGACAGCGCCAGUCACCACGACGACCAGCUGGACUCCUCGCUGGAGUCGGCGCUAUGAAAGCGAGGCUAACCGGACAUGCCGAAAGUGCAAAUACAUGACAAGUUGUGUGGUAUUGUUACCAGGUGAGGGCAAGAAAAAAAAAAAAAAUAUAUAUAUAUAUAUAUAUAUAUAUAUCAUCCUGGUUUAUAACUGAAUUGUGUAAAAUCAAUUGAUUUUGUGGUCAUUUCUGGCUAUCGGGACUGAGCCCUGCCUACUAAUAGUUGAAACUAUGACCCCCAUUUAUCAUUUCAAAGUAAAUGGCUGACAUUUGAUCAGAUUGUUUUUCUUUUGCUUAUGCGGCAAAGACGUUGCGUAACUUCCACUCGCAACCCAGGCUAAACUUAGCUCCUCCUGGACAUACAAAGCUUGUCUCUGAGUUAAGCUGUGUCACUUCAUGGGCCAGCCCGAUUUGAGCCAUCCUACAUUGUAGUGUGGCACAUUUUUAGAAUACAACUUCUCAUGUAAGUGCACGAAGGGUUGUUUCGAGUUUGCUUCCAAUGACAAAUCAAAUGCUAGGCUCAGCCGCAAUACUGUUCCCCAUCUUCGGAACUGGAAUAUUUUCUCUGUGUUCGAUCCCAGUUACAUUACAGAUGUUUACAACGUGAGUAGGGAGGCGGGCAGGUACUAUUGUUGACGUAUUUCUUUGUUUACAGAGGUGCUUCUCACAGACUCUCAGAGUCAUUGGUCCAAAGGGUCCGGCCACUGUACCACCACGGUGGAUCCUCAGGCCGAUUUAGUCCAAAUUCUACUGUUUUUUUUGUUUUGUUUAGAUGAUACGAUGAUCUUCUGUGGCCAUAAUGGAGGUGGGCUCUACCUGAGUAUUUAUCAGCCAGUCACCUCGCUGCGCUUGCAUGUCAACAACCGAUCCUCCACAUUAAUGCUACUGUGAAGAAAAUGGAUAAGUGCCAACGUCGCCCCCCUUUCGUGUUACUGCCAAAUAACGCACGCACGCACGCACGCACGCCCCGGUUCGUGAAAGAAAAUACCAUGCGAGUCGCUUGUUAAAGAACGUGAACGUUUGUACGCAGACGUCCGUGACAUAACGUGCAGUCAGACAAAACACCUUAACGAGGGAACAAUGAUUACUGGUGCUUUCUCGUUGCCUUAAAUGUGCAAAAAGGUUUCGGGGGGGGGGCUCUCCUGCUUCCAUUGGUUUCUGACGACAAGAGGGUCAUAUGAAUACUUAACUACGGACGCUCCGCCUCCCGUUUCCCUUUCUAACAGGUAUAAAGUGCAAAAUCAAAGAGUUCAUGUUGCAUUGUACGCGAAUUCGAAACUGAACAAUAUUGUAAAAAAAUAAUAAUAAUAAAUAAAAUUCUAUAAAUAUAUAUAUGAUUAAAAGGGGUGGGGAUUUUGUUUGUUUUUUUCCACCCAGUUGAGCUGGGCUCACUUGAACUGACAGGAGCACAACCAAAUGUUUUUUUUUCUUCGUUUUUUUUCUUAGCAUGCUUUUGAGCCUUUUAACAGGGGAAACAAAUUGAAAAGAGAUUUACCUUUAUGUAUUCACACUCACAUUGGACAGAAGCCAUUUUCAAUUGUCCUUUCUUUUAAACCUGUGGGUUGGUUUUGCACACUCGGGCGGGUUGUAAAUACUUCAGUCUUCUUGCACAGAGAAUCAAAGAUGCAUUCGCCCGGUGGAUGUUACACUAACCUGCUAAAGAAAAGAAAAAGUAAAUUAUUGUUUAAAAAAAAAAACAGAUGCAAAAAGUCAAACAGGUGUGCGUCUUGUGAUGUGUGUC